Molecule: messenger RNA, 834 nt
Organism: Amoebophrya sp. A25
Lineage: Eukaryota; Dinophyceae; Syndiniales; Amoebophryaceae
Source: the annotation of a GenBank genome assembly
GGAGAUUAUAAGGACUAGAACCGGUAGUUCUGGUACUGCUUCUGGUAUUCAACCAGGUGGUUCAGGACAUGUGAGCUCGAGCAGUGCAGAUGGGACUGAUUUCGAACAACUUGAUGCUCCUGCAAGAGCUUUAACUUCAUCUUCUUCAGCUGAAGAAUCACAACAUAACCUCCUCCUAGACGAUGAAGAACAGGAGCGUCGAUUGAACUCCACAGGAACCGAGACGCGACAACAAGUCGAGAUGAUGCGAGCUUGUCUAGUUCAUUUGGCUGAGAUCCUCGAGUGUCUCUACGCGAAAGCUUACCUUCCACGCGCCUCAGUGCAACACGCGAUUCUGUUGUUCAACUUGUUGCAGUCGCGUGGUUUGCUGGCUGUGCAUUCUAGAAGCCGUGGACACGGUGGUUCCAACUCACAGGGUACUAUUGCAACAUCAACAUCUAAGGCACAAGCGCAUAUGUCCAGUACCAGUGGCCCAGUAUCAUCUUCUGAUGCUGAGCAGUCUGUGGGUACCAAUUUUGAGCACGUGAGUAUGGAUGAAGUCACGCCCAUGACGACAAUGCCGAAAGUCUCCUCUUACUCAACGAUCAUGACGACAGAGUCGAAACCCCCUACUGUUCUCAACUAUGCUCCCGACUCUAGAUGGACUGCAGACCCGACGAGAUCGAGAAGUGCAAGACCGACAGCUACAACCACCGCUUCUGCUCGAACAUCUCCUUUCCUUGCGGUACAGCUCGACACAGAUCCUCUGUGUUUCUACAUCCAUACGGCCUUGGACAAGGAUCUGCGGUCUAAAGCUCACCUACGCACUUGGGAUGACGCUAGUUUGCUCGCCAC